GGAACGCCUCGGGAUCCCCCGGGAGGAGCUGGACGAAGUGGCUGGGGAGAGGGAAGUCUGGGCUUCCCUGCUUAAGCUGCUGCCCCCGCGACCCGACCUCGGAUAAGCGGAAGAAGAUGGAUGGAUGGAUGGAUGGAUAUAUAUAUAUAUAUAUAUAUAUACAGUACAUGACAGUUUUUUAUACAUUUUACUUAUGAAAUACUAUUAAAUAAUUUUCUAAAAAUGUUCUAAAAUGACUUCAUGAAUUUACUUCAUACUGGAAAAAGUGAGAAAUUAGAGCAAAACAAAAGUCACCCAAAGUAAAAAAAACAAACAAAACCUGGACCCUACUUUGAAGGUUGCAGUUUAGAUUUAAUAAGGCACAGUGUCCCAAUACUUUUGUCCAUAUGGUGCAAGUAACCCGCACAAUCUUAUUUUGGCAAGUCAUGGAGAACAGAAAUAUGGAUCUCGAACUUUCUGGGGACAGCUGACACCCCUGCAUAGCGCUCUAUAUACACUGGCUGAGCACACGACCUCCUCCUCCAGUCUGACUACCAGGACGAGAAAAGGGGCGCUGGAGAGGAAGUAAGGUGUCGCUCAGCCGAAAAAAAGCACAAUUUAGUCUCUAUUAAAGGUUCUUUACAACAGAACAAGGAUGUCUAAAGGACCAGCAGUUGGCAUUGAUCUUGGCACCACAUACUCCUGUGUGGGUAUCUUCCAGCAUGGCAAAGUGGAGAUCAUUGCCAAUGAUCAAGGAAACAGGACCACACCCAGCUAUGUGGCGUUCACAGACUCAGAGAGACUGAUUGGAGACGCAGCCAAGAACCAAGUGGCCAUGAACCCAACUAAUACUGUGUUUGAUGCUAAGCGUUUGAUUGGUCGUAAGUUUGAUGAUACUGUGGUGCAGGCCGACAUGAAGCAUUGGCCCUUUAAGGUUGUAAAUGACUCAUCCAAACCUAAAGUGGAGGUUGAAUACAAGGGGGAGAUCAAGACCUUCUUCCCAGAGGAGAUUUCCUCGAUGGUCCUUACCAAGAUGAAGGAGAUCUCAGAAGCCUAUCUUGGCAAGUCUGUGACCAAUGCAGUCGUCACAGUUCCUGCUUACUUCAACGACUCCCAACGUCAAGCCACCAAAGAUGCUGGGGCCAUCUCAGGGCUCAAUGUUCUGCGUAUCAUCAAUGAACCCACUGCUGCCGCCAUUGCUUAUGGCUUGGACAAAAAGGUUGGCAGUGAGCGCAACGUCCUUAUCUUUGACCUCGGAGGAGGCACUUUCGAUGUGUCCAUCUUGACCAUUGAGGAUGGCAUCUUCGAGGUCAAGUCCACUGCUGGCGACACGCACUUGGGUGGUGAGGACUUUGACAACAGGAUGGUCAAUCACUUCAUUAAUGAGUUUAAGCGCAAGUUCAAAAAAGACAUCAACACCAACAAACGAGCCGUACGUCGUCUCCGUACCGCCUGCGAGCGCGCAAAGCGCACCCUCUCCAGCAGCACCCAGGCCAGUAUUGAGAUCGAUUCUCUCUACGAAGGAACCGACUUCUACACUUCUGUCACCAGAGCCCGUUUUGAGGAACUCAAUGCAGAUUUGUUCCGCGGAACCCUGGAGCCUGUUGAAAAGGCCCUCAGGGAUGCAAAGAUGGACAAGUCCCAGAUUCACGAUAUUGUCCUGGUGGGUGGUUCCACACGUAUCCCCAAGAUUCAGAAACUCCUGCAGGACUUCUUUAAUGGCCGUGACCUCAAUAAGAGCAUCAACCCCGAUGAGGCAGUGGCCUAUGGAGCAGCUGUGCAGGCAGCCAUCUUAGCUGGUGAUAAGUCUGAGAACGUACAGGACCUGCUCCUGCUGGAUGUCACCCCCCUGUCCCUUGGAAUAGAGACUGCUGGAGGAGUAAUGACCGUUCUUAUCAAAAGGAACACCACCAUUCCCACAAAGCAAACCCAAACCUUUACCACCUACUCCGACAACCAGCCUGGUGUGCUCAUUCAGGUUUAUGAAGGCGAACGAGCCAUGACCAAGGAUAAUAAUAUCCUGGGAAAGUUUGAGUUGACCGGUAUACCACCUGCUCCCAGGGGAGUCCCGCAGAUUGAGGUGACCUUUGACAUUGAUGCCAAUGGCAUUCUUAAUGUGUCUGCCGUGGACAAGAGCACGGGAAAAGAGAACAAGAUCACCAUUACCAACGAUAAAGGACGAUUGAGCAAAGAAGACAUUGAGCGCAUGGUGCAUGAAGCUGAGCAGUUCAAGGCUGAAGAUGAAGUGCAAAGGGAAAAAGUCACAGCUAAGAACUCCCUUGAGUCUCUGGCCUUCAACUUAAAGAGCACAGUCGAGGACGAGAAGCUUCGAGACAAGAUCAGCGCUGAGGACAAAAAGACCAUCAUCGACAAGUGCAAUGAGGUUAUUUCCUGGUUGGACAAGAACCAGACGGCAGAGAAAGAAGAGUACGAUCACCAGCAGAAGGAACUAGAGAAGGUGUGCAACCCAAUAAUGUCCAAGCUUUACCAAGGGGGCAUGCCUGAAGGAAUGGCCGGAGGGAUGCCAGGGGGAAUGCCUGGUGGUUUCCCUGGUGGGGCUGGAGAAGGUUCUUCGUCUGGCCCAACCAUCGAGGAAGUGGACUAAUCGCCCACUGACCAAACGUUGCAAUUCCAAAGCCUGACAUUACAUUUUUUCUAAAGGCUACUUCAUCAUUAAAAAAGCAGAACAUGACAACCACAUACUGUAUCUUCAAAGUUUUAUUGGACAGCGUUUGAAGAUUCAUUAAUGGGAAUAAAAUAUUAGUUGAAAAUGUUUGUUCAGAGGAGGAUAAAUCCAAUCAAAAAUGGGAACUCACAAACAUUUAUUGUCUUAAUUAUCCACAGUCGAGUUACAAAAAGUUAUA
Nerophis lumbriciformis (worm pipefish) is the source of this 2843-nucleotide messenger RNA. It is a transcript of the gene hsc70, whose product is annotated as heat shock cognate 70. The record is from RefSeq and is a predicted model, not a curated record. Gene Ontology annotation, molecular function: ATP-dependent protein folding chaperone; ATP binding. Lineage: Eukaryota; Metazoa; Chordata; Actinopteri; Syngnathiformes; Syngnathidae.